AUGCCGAUGCUUGACGACCCCUCCAAGCGCUAUGCGCCGUUCCAGCCCGAACCGUACCCGAACCGCACCUGGCCCGACCAGAAAUGCAAAAAGCCCCCCAUCUGGCUCUCCACUGAUCUGCGUGACGGAAACCAGUCGCUCGCGAAUCCCAUGACCAACAGACAGAAGAUGAGGUUCUUCCGUCAUCUCGUCCAGAUUGGGUUCAAGGAGAUUGAAGUGGCCUACCCCGCCGCGUCCGAGACCGACUUCCAGCUCUGUCGCGAGCUCGUGAACGGCAACGACGUGCCCGAUGACGUGUGGAUCCAGGUCCUGACUCCGGCACGUACCGACCUGAUUACGCGCACGUUUGAGGCAGUGGCUGGUCUCAAGAACGUGAUCAUCCACAUGUACAACGCAACAUCUUGUGUGUUCCGUGAGGUCGUGUUCAACAACAACCGCGAGGAGACUAUCCAGCUCGCCACUGAGCACACCGCGCUCGUGCGCAAGCUUUCCGAGCAGUACGCCAAGAGCCACGGCACAAACUUCCGUUACGAGUACUCGCCCGAAACCUUCUCCCAGACCGAGACUUGGUACGCCGCCGAGGUGUGCGAGGCUGUCAAGAAGACGUGGCUCGCUGGCACCGGGUCAGUGUUCGCCGACGGCCGUAAGGAGGAGCGUAUCAUCUUCAACCUCCCCGCUACUGUCGAAGUGGCGACGCCCAACGUGUUUGCCGACCAGGUUGAGAUGUUCAUCAACAGCAUCACCCAGCGCGAAAAGUGCAUCAUCUCGCUCCACACCCACAACGACCGCGGCUGCGCAGUUGCUGCGGCCGAGCUUGGCGUCCUCGCUGGCGCUGACCGUGUCGAGGGCACCGUCCUCGGUAACGGUGAGCGUACCGGCAACGUCGACCUCGUGACCCUCGGCCUCAACCUCUACUCGCAGGGGUACCACCCGGGUCUCGACUUCUCCGACAUGUUCUCCAUUAUUGACACUGUCACCGAGUGCACUGGCCUCCCAGUACACCCUAGGCAUCCAUAUGCCGGCGAGCUCGUGUUCACGGCCUUUUCGGGUUCGCACCAGGACGCGAUCAAGAAGGGUCUCGAGGCCCAGUCUGCUCGCGAGAAGGAGGGGAAUAUGAUCUGGGACGUGCCUUACCUUCCCAUCGACCCCGCCGACGUCGGAUGCACAUACGAGGCAGUCAUCCGUGUCAACUCGCAGUCGGGCAAGGGCGGUAUCGCUUACAUCAUCAAGACGGCGCUCGGCCUCGACGUGCCUCGCCGCAUGCAGAUCUCGUUCUACCGCGUCAUCCAGGACAAGUCUGAAGAGACAGGGCGCGAGCUCUCGGUCAAGGACAUCACCUCGUCGUUCCGUGAGGCCUACCGCUUUGGCACGGGCCACGAGGGCCGCCUAGUCCUCAAGGCGUUCAGCAUGGAGAACCAGCGCGCCUCGCGCUCGUCCUCUGUUCGCGGUUCGCGUGACCACUCCCCCACCCGUGGCGCUCUCGACAUGACCUCGAGCGUCUCGAGCCUGGACCAGAGCAUUGACGACCUCCCCUCGGUCCCCCGCAAGAUUAGCGCGACAAUUGUCGUCGACGGCGAGACGCGCCAGAUCACGGGUGACGGUAACGGUCCCCUCUCGUCGUUCCUUGACGCGCUCAACUCGGACCUCGGCAUCGCCCUCUCGGUCCGCGAGUACUCUGAACACGCCGUCGGUGUCGGCUCGGACGUCAAGGCAGCCACGUACAUCGAGGUCAUUCCCCCGACCGCCGACCCCAAGGACCGCACCAAGGGCGGGUUCUGGGGUGUUGGCGUCGACGCCGACAUCACUGCUUCUGGUCUCAAGGCGGUUAUUUCGGCGGCCAACGCGUGGCUCGGCAAGCAGAAGCUGAGCAUCGACGCGUAA
Cutaneotrichosporon cavernicola is the source of this 1881-nucleotide messenger RNA. RefSeq lists its product as uncharacterized. The coding region runs from base 1 to 1881 and encodes 626 amino acids. Gene Ontology annotation, cellular component: mitochondrion. The record is from RefSeq and is a predicted model, not a curated record. NCBI's taxonomy places the organism in Eukaryota, Fungi, Basidiomycota, Tremellomycetes, Trichosporonales, Trichosporonaceae. The transcript has 4 exons. Gene Ontology annotation, molecular function: 2-isopropylmalate synthase activity. Gene Ontology annotation, biological process: L-leucine biosynthetic process.